AUGUCUUCUGAUUUUCACGUAGGAUUGCCGUGGUCGACCGAUAACUCGCCUAUGGAUGUCCUAUCCUACGAUAUCGCGUUACAGCAACUUCUCGAUGCGCACGUCGUGUCCGAGGACGGCCUGAUGGAUUACGCCCUCAGCCAAGCCCUGCGCGGGCUGUGUUUUGCCGUCAAAAGUGCCUCGCGUCCCCUUUCCCAGGUGCUGGGCCCGACCCCCCAGCCCACCCCUAACGCGCCGCACGCCGCGGUGGUGUGGGUGGGGGGCUGCGAGGCCGUUUUGGAUGCUAUGUGCAGGUCCGCCGUUGCGGAGCCCCAGUACCUGCCGACGGUGGCCUAUCUCUCAAAGCGCCUGUUGUGUGACACGGCCUCCGACUUCGGGGAGGGGAAUGAGCGGCCGUCCUGCACGGUGGAGUGGACACAGGGGCUUCUGUUACAGACCGCGGUAGCGGAUUCGAACGAGGAAAAGGACACCCUUUCCCCCGACAGGGCUGGACAACGCCGGAAGGAGUCGUACUUUUCAUCGCGCUUUAGCACCGACCGACGAGUACAGCUCGGUUAUCUGUGGAUGCUGACGGGAACGCUUCGGCUAAUCGCCACGGACCCCAUCCAACACUCACACCUUUUUACCAAUCACCUAACCCUCGUCAGAGGCAUCGUGGAAGGUGUCUUUUCACGCAUUUCGACCCUUGCGGAUGCGAAAGAGUGUGAAAAUUCGAUUACCCUGGUGGAUCCUCUCAGCGAUGGUGGUGCAAUUAUCACCGAGGACAUCUCUGAUCCGUUAACGCUUCCCGACGUUAGCGCCGCGCUUCCGUCUAGGUUGACGGUCGAAGCGAAUCAUUUUAUCAUCCACUGUGUGCAUUGGCUUUGCACGGAUGUGUUAACCGUCUAUCAGUCUAUGCAAAGUGGCAAUCAGAAGACGCGGAAAGUGCUCGAUCGAGAUGCCCCUUUGAUGAUUUGGAAGACGGUAACGUUAACGCGAAAUGCCUUACGGCGGGGUCUUGCUUGGAUUCAAUCAGAAAUGCAAUCGAUUUGGCUGAAGGAGGCCGCUACGGCAUCCUCCACAAAAGAUGUCAAACCUACACGAAAGGUUUUAUCCUCGAAUGUGUACUCCGUCGGAUCGGAUCCUGCGGCGUGCGCUCUUCUCAAUCAGGUUUCUCACCACCUCGAGAGUACCAUCACGAAUAUGAUAAAAACACAAGAGAAGUUGAACUAUGCGCGAACGGGCGCCACCAGGCGUUAUGGUAAGGCUUCUAAAGAUUACACCCAGCUCACUGAGAUGAUGUGGGUGAAUACAAUUCAAGUAUGCUUUAUGCUCCAGAGUCUAACGCGAUCAUGGAUGGUGACUCACGGCGGGAUGGGAAUCACCGCCGUGGAUUCCAGCUUCGUGUUGGGAUCCAAUAAAGACAUCCUGGGGUAUAUUGGAAGCUGUAUUUCUUUGAUUCCAUCUCUCGAGGGCCGCAGCGAUGACAAAGUCGCCCUCACACAGGCCUCGCACGUCCUUCUAUCCGCGCUCAUCGCGCUGGUAGCGUCGGCACCGCUGAUGUCUAUGCAGGCGAAUUUAUGGAUGUCGGACCCAGAUUGUACGCGGCAAAUCCACGAGAUUCUCGUUCAGCGCGCCUUGCGAGGGAAGGAUGAGAAGCUUCAGCAGAUGGCAGCGCUUUUGGCGGGAUCGAUCCUGCGCAGCACCUCCCCGACAACGGACCUUUCCCUGCAGCUCACAUCGGAGGUGUCGAAUCAGCUGCUGGAUGUCCUUUCCGAAACUCGAGACGCGGCCUCGCACUACGCGAUUGAGAUGCUUACGAUUGCGGUCGUACGAAAACCGCACUCCCUUAUUCCCUCGCUCUUUAAGUUGUUAAAAAGUGGGGGCCCGCAAACGCGUCGGAAUGUACUGGAUGUCCUUUCGGCCCUUCCCAACCUUUCCUCAUCACGAGCUUUGCAUGGAUUAAAAAAUAUGGAAAUUGGUAGGGAAGAGAAAAAGGAGGAGGAGGGGAAGCAUGCUUUAGUGGAUUUAAGAACCUCCGCCAUCUUGUUUUUGCCAGGAGAAGAGAAUAUGCGAGAAGUGCUUCGGCUGCUGGCGGAGAACCUUCUUUCGCACCUUAACGAUAACGAUCUUUUAAUUCGCAUGGAGAGUGCGUCUUUAUUUGGAAAAGUAUGGCCCGAGGACGUCCUGCAGCCGCUGCUAACCCUAUUUUUGAACUCAGAUUCCACGGGGAGGAGGCAAUCCGCGAUAAAAUCUAGCCUAAAAGCGGUCUUACUAUCCCACACCGACGAUGCGAGUGUUCUGUUGAUGUUGAUGCAAGAGGCAUUUUGUGUCUUUCGGGAGAAGGUUUUAGCUCAGUUGACCUCUUUAAAUGUGGAUGCGUCUUCUUCGUCGACAAACAGCUUCCCUUUUCUUUCAUAUGAGCGAAAGAAAAAAGUGCCUACUACUCCUGGGGAUAUUCUCAACCACUCACUUCUUUAUACCUUUGGCACACUUCAAAACGUUGAAGACACUGAGACGGCCCCCAGCACGAAUACUGACGAAUUUGUUAUUCCGCCAGUGCCAUCUAGCAGAAAAAAAGAGGGGUCAAUUCAAGCAUUGAUAAAAAGCCUUUGCAAAGAUUGGGCGGCAUCGGUGAAGGAGUGGAGGAGUGAGACUCAUCUUGAGCCUUUGCUAGUGUUUUUAAAACAACUCGACCACUCUCCAAAAGGACCGCAAAAGUGGUUUUUGGAUCAGAUACUACCAUUUUUCGAGUAUUUGACAACUUCCUGGAAAAGUUCCCCAAGGGAGGGAAAGAAUUUCGUAUUUCCCAACCAUGUUAUGAUACAGGCCCUUUACAACAUUUUUUUCAGAGCGGGUGCUGAGGAAAAAGGCGGUCAAAAGUUGUCAACGAACACUAACGCUGAUGAAAAGAUUGAUCAUUCAUCGUCAUUGGAUGAGGAACCUUCUUGGGUGCAUCAAAUGAGAAAGUUUAUGGAAGUAUUCUUAGAGUUUACAGAUACGCCUUUUCCGGUGCUUGAUGAAUACCAUAAGGUCCUGCUACCUCUUAUUAUCUUAGGUAACUGCUCGUGUAGGUUUAUUACCCCUUCAGACUCUUUAGCAAGUUCUUCCGUGGCGAGCAGACACGAUUACGACGUUCAGGGGGAAUCUAUUCAGGCCAUUACACACAAAAUAUGGUGUGCACUUUGGGAUGCACUUACCGAUGAUGUUGGUAUUUAUCUUCGGAUAAUACAUCAUGAUGUCACGAUAUUAUUUCUGAGAGCAAUCUGCAGCUACCCGGCCAUUGAAUUAUUUCGCGAACUUCAAAUAAGAACUAGAAACGGAGAAAUCUUUCUAAACCAUUUUUUCUAUCGAAUCCUUCUCUUUGGCAUUUCUUAUUACACUAAUGAAUUUAUCGCUCUGUUGGCUUCGCAUCCCAUUUCACUUGAAGAGGGAAAUCCUCCCUCUAACGAAAAUAACGCGCCAGGUUGGACCCGAGAUCGUAAGGACGAUGUUAUCGACAGGGAAAAAGUGGUUUACGAUGACAUGAAGUCAUGCGUGGAUACUACAGAUAUAUUGCCACUUAUAACGCAAAACUUUGUAUUAAACCAGAUAAAGCAGAACCAUGGAGGAUCAAUGGGUUAUUACUUAAAUUUUUACUUAAGUAGGAUUAAUGAUCACAUGGGUUCAAGCGCAACCGAAGUAUAUGGACUGCUAACGCUAGCGUACUUCUUAGAUAAUACGCUAUUAGAGAAGGCGUGGUCUGUCUGUGCAAUUUACUCGUAUAAUCCACUAAAGGAGCUAGAGGAUUGUAAUCGAAAUGAAUGCCAAACGAAAAGCCGCAAAAAGGGAAAAAUUUCCUCAUCACCAAGCAAUGAUGCCACUUCUCAGGAAGUGCUCAUCCAACUUAAGAAGAAGUUUGAACUUUGUAUAAAUACUAUCUCUAAAGGUCUCGAUUACUUGAUAGCUUCUGAACGAACUAAUGGUAAACUUCUCUUGAGUUGGUUUAAGUGCUAUCUCCGACCGUUGAUUGAGUUAUCUAACGCGGUGUGCGCAUCGAAUAAGAGAAAAGAGAAGUCUGAUUACAUCGAAGCGAUUAAUUGUACCAGCUUGAUAUUUAAGGCUCUCAUUAUGACCGAUAGUUAUUAUAAAAAAAAAUUGUCGCCAUUGUCAAGAAUCGCCGCCAUCACGAGCGGAUCCUCUAAUCCAUCUUCAACCUUAGUAGGGUGUGAUUUUGUGCCUCAGGACUACCCAUUUUUUAAGGGAAAUCUCACGUUAUUUUUAUCUUUACUUCCUUGCGAGGAUCUAGAGGCUUUGCCGAACUUUGCCUUAGGCUGCGUGAAGUUCAGGAAGUCUCCAGACCUCCAGAAAGUAGGAUUACGGAUUCUUUUCAUCCUGAUCACACAAGCAUAUGAUAGUCUUACUAAUGUGCGAACUGAGGGUAAUCAAAGCAUUUUAACGAUGACAAUGUCAGAGCUGUGUGAGUUUAAGUAUACUCAUCCAGACAAAGAGACAAGAACACUUGCGGAGAGGUUAGUGGAUGGUAUUGGGUAUCAAAGAGGUCUAUAG
Molecule: messenger RNA, 4527 nt
Organism: Phytomonas sp. Hart1
Lineage: Eukaryota; Euglenozoa; Kinetoplastea; Trypanosomatida; Trypanosomatidae
Source: the annotation of a GenBank genome assembly